Molecule: messenger RNA, 1416 nt
Organism: Beta vulgaris subsp. vulgaris (sugar beet)
Lineage: Eukaryota; Viridiplantae; Streptophyta; Magnoliopsida; Caryophyllales; Amaranthaceae
Exons: 7
Coding region: 311-1105 (264 amino acids)
Biological process (GO): mRNA splicing, via spliceosome
Cellular component (GO): spliceosomal complex
Source: RefSeq, a predicted model, not a curated record
CUAAAACGAAAUUGUGCGGGAGGAAGUAUGUGAAUACACAAUUACACAUCAAGUAGAAUCGUAGAUCAAUUGUUCAUUAAAGAUAACCCUAACCUUCAAUUGCAAUUUACAUCUGUCUCUAACAUUCACCUAUUGCAGUAUUCUACUUGAAUAACUAAUAAAUCACUGAACACACUUUCAACUUCCAAAUUACCUUCCGAAUUUGAGGAGCAGAUCGAAAGAGUGACAGACAGAAAUUAGAGGAAUUUUCGACGAGAACUGAAACUUGGAUCUUCCGAAACUUUGAAGACUUAGUAGUUGCUGCUAAAGUAUGCCAAAGAACUUUCGGAAAAGGAAAGUUGAAGAUGAAGCGACGGAAAAUGUAUCAGAUGAUGAGGAGGAAAGAAGGUUGGCAUUAGAGGAGGUGAAAUUGCUACAAAAGCAGAGGGAGAGGAGAUCUGGAAUUCCUGCUAAUACUACACCGCAAUCAUCAACUGAAGUAGUGAAGUUAGGCGAUAAAGUUGAGGUAGAUGGAGAUAAAGAAGAGUUGGUUUUGCAGGAUACAUUUGCUCAAGAAACUGCUGUCAUGGUUGAAGAUCCCAAUAUGUUAAAGUAUAUUGAGCAAGAGUUGGCCAAGCAAAGGGGCAAAAAUAUUAAUGCGGCAGAUCAUUCAGAGAAUGAAUUGAAACUUGCUGAAGAAGAGUUGUACAAAAUCCCUGAUCAUCUAAAAGUGAAAAAGAGAAACUCAGAAGAAAGUUCUACUCAGUGGACUACUGGUAUUGCAGAAAUUCAGCUUCCUAUAGAAUACAAGCUGAAAAACAUUGAGGAGACUGAAGCAGCCAAAAAGCUUCUACAUGAAAAAAGAUUUAUCGGACAGACCAAGAAAGAUUCGACCAAUUCUUGGAGUCACAAUGCUGAUUAUUUCCAACGUGGAAAAGAUUAUGCUGAAAAACUUAGGAGAGAUCAUCCAGAAUUGUACAAGGAUAGAGGUACAGAGGAUAAUGGACUGGGAUCAAGACCCAGUGACAGUGGUGCAGACCCGUCUGGGAGAAGGCUAGCUGCAACAGAUGAAUUCAUGCUCCAGCGCUUCCGUAAAAGAGAACGACAGCGUGGUAUGAGGAGAUGAGACUGCAUGACAGAAGAAUUGUUGGUUUAUUAGAUCAGCAAAUUUUUGUUGUAACUUGCUCCUUGAUGUUUUUCAUUUGGUCAUUCUUUUUUGAGCUGGAUAUUUGUAAGUUGUAAUGUAGUAUAAUCAUAGGUAUUGGUUAGAUUGUUUGAUUUUACCACCAUUUCAAGUUUCUGAUAUCACCUGAAAUAUUCACUGUUAUUGUUAUUUAAAAAAGUAAUAUUUACAAAAUCCCUCUAAAAUGAAGUCACACCAUACUUGUAAGAAAUGUCUCUUUCGGAAGAAAUGGAAUUGGUUUAAGCUUGAACUUC